CCUUUCCAAGGUAUACAAGGGCCUGUGACUCUCUUUUCCCUGCAAACCAAACCAGGCAGAACAAAGAGUAUUGAUUGACAGUCAUCAGCUUGUUCUUCUCCUCUGUGUCAGCCAAUCACCACCUCAGCAAAGAUGACAUCAGUCUUUCCGUUUGCUUUGUUGCUCUGUUUGUCCAGCGGACUGUUGACUACAUAUGGUGAAGCUUGCUGUCCUCCUGGUUGGAGAAAGUUUGGCUCUCGCUGUUUCGCUUUCUACAUCCAGACAAAGACCUGGCCCGAUGCAGAGCUCUUCUGCCAGACCGCUGGUGGGAAUCUGGCUUCCAUCCACUCAGAUGCAGAACAUCAAUUUAUCAAAGACUUCAUUCAGCAAGUGGCCGGUACACCGAGAACUUCCUGGAUCGGAGGCUCUGACGCAGUGAAGGAGGGUACGUGGUUGUGGUCUGAUGGAUCCAAAUUCAACUACAAAAGCUGGAAUGCGGGGGAGCCUAACAACCUCGGAGUGGAGAACUGUAUUGCGAUGAACUGGGGAGCAAACUGGAACGACGCGGCUUGUAACAACGGGAAUUCUUUCGUGUGCUCCAAGACCCUGUGUGUGUAACUCUAACCCACCAUCAUGAUGCCUCUACAGCUCAUCUAUAAUCUCUAUCAUUGAUUCUCUUUCAGUUUGUUCAGCAGACAGAAACAGUUUAUUAUCUGAAGAGUUAGGGAACAGUUCACAUUUGGGUUUAAAAUUAGACAGAAACUGGCUCACUGAGCUGGACAAAAACAAAUCAGUAAUUGGACUUUUAAUCUAUAGCAAAUAACACA
Molecule: messenger RNA, 806 nt
Organism: Sander lucioperca (pikeperch)
Lineage: Eukaryota; Metazoa; Chordata; Actinopteri; Perciformes; Percidae
Product: galactose-specific lectin nattectin-like
Exons: 8
Coding region: 133-597 (154 amino acids)
Molecular function (GO): signaling receptor activity
Source: RefSeq, a predicted model, not a curated record